AAGAAGAUACAUUUGUGACAAUAAAUGAAGAAAUGUGGAUGGUCUGCUUUCCCUAAUUUUUGGAUUUGUUCUCCAUCUGUCUGAUGGCUCAUUUCAGUCGAACCUGUACCUGUGUGCUUUCCCUCUUGCUAUUGGUAAUUCAAGUUCAGACACAGAGUGAAGACUGUUCUGUACAGAAUGUGAAUCCUAGUGUGCUGGAGAACAACCCUCCUGGGUUUGUUGUUACUAACAUUACAACAGCUGCUGGUGUCACAGUAACAAUUGUACCCUCAACAGAAAUGGAUUCUGACUGGUUUGCGAUUAAGGACUCACAACUUAUCCUGACAGGUCAAGUGGAUUAUGAGAAUACAUCGGUGCUACUUGUAGAACUACAGUGCUUGAGAGGAGAUAUAGAUGUAAAUCAUAUUAUUGUUGUAGUGACAAUUAUCAAUGUGAAUGACAACCCUCCCGUGUUUAAAGAAAGCAGCAUCACCGUCAACGUUACAGAGGAUACGAAAGUGAACAUAACUAUUGUGCCCCAGGCUAAUGUAACAGCUGUGGAUUAUGACAACGAUGUAAUUUUUUACAGCCUUACAGGAAAUCCACCAGAAGGAAUGUACUAUUUUGACAUACAAGGAGUUAAUAACCCGGAAAUUUACUUGCGGAAUGUCCUGGAUUAUGAAAAAAUUAACUUCAUGCAGUUUGUUUUAUAUGCCAUGGAUGGGAAUGUCAAUGCAACAGGUACACACACAGCCAGUGUAACCAUAAUCAUACAUAUCCUACAGACUGACAGGAGACCUCCCUGGUUUCAGCCAUGCACUUUUGUUGGAGGCAGGAUAGUGUGCAUCACCUAUGGCUACACCGGCAAGAUCAACAUCUCAGAGAAUGUGACUGAGCCCUUGGUCUUGGAGCCAGGACCCCUCUAUGCUAUUGAUGGGGACAGAGAUUUGGAUGAAAAAAUAGUGUAUGAAAUCGCUGCUGGAAAUGAUGACGACACAUUUUCAAUAACCACGGAUACUGGGAACAUAACAAUGAACAACAGUGUCAACGCUCUGAAGACAUUCAUGUUGUAUGUUGUGGCUUCCCAAGCUAACAAUCCAUUUAGAUAUUCUCAAACAACAGUGGAAAUCAAGGUUGUGCGUAGAAAUGAUCACAAGCCCUACUUUGAGAAAGCCCUUUACAUGGGGACAGUGUCUGCGGACCUGCCUGUUUCCAGCCUGGUCAUGGAGUCUGGGACACCUUCAGUACCUCUGAGGAUCUUUGCAGCUGAUGGUGACUUCCCUGAUAAGGUCAAUCCUGAUAUCAUAUACAAAAUUGACAACAGCACGAAUUUCAUAAUUACCAGAGAUGGAUUUCUCCUGACCACGGAAGUUCUGAGGGUGGCCACCACCAUCACCCUUUUGGCUAUUGCUAAUGAUACAGCUGCUCUGCAAGAAGCAAGCACACUGAUAACUGUAGAUGUCAUACCUUCGGCAACUACAACUAUUCUUCCUACAACCACUACCACAGCUGUCUCAGGGAUAGGGACCACUAUUUCAAAUACUUCAGAUGUACCACCCGGGAUAAUCACUACUCUUCCUGUAAAACCUUCUGAAUCCACAACACUUCCUGCAAGUACAACCAUGAAUACUGGCAUUACAAAGAACACAGGGAAACCUGUAACAAGCACAGAAUUUGGCUCAAUCAUCCCUCCUUUUGUUACUACAGUAAAACCUCCCAUAAGCAAAGUUAGCACUUCACAACCUCAGACCACUAAUACUCCCAUCACAGGGGUAAGCCAAGCAAUAUCUGGGACUGCCAAGUCUACUGCUCUAACACCUUCUCAGUCUGAAGUAACUAAGCCUUCCGUAUCUAUGACGACAAGUGGGACUGUCCAAUCUGCUUCCUCAGCUUCUUCUCAGACUGGAGCCAUAGAUGGUGUAAGCCCAGCAACUGAUGGGACUGGACAGUCUACUGCUAGGACACCUUAUCAGACUGGAACCACCAAGCAUCCUAUAACAGGUAUAAACCCAACAAAAGAUGGGACUAGGCAGACUGCUGCUAGGACAUCUUCUCAGACUGGAACCACCAGACCAGGAGAUACAACUCCAACAACUGGAGGAUCUUUCCAAUCAACAAGUCUUACACCAAAGUCUGCUUCAUCAAAUAUAAAUUCAGCAGCCACGCCUACAUCUUCUAAAAUCUCAAGCCCUAGCACCCAAAUGAUGUCCACUUCAUCAGAUGCAGGCGCCGUACUAUGUGGUCUGUAUAAAGCGGAGCACAUGGCUGCCGUGGGCACCACUUUGGGAGUUUUAUUGGUAAUCACAUUGGUGCUGCUCGGACUGAUCUCCUACAAGUAUUACAAAAUGAAACAUGAACGCGGAGAAGACAUCAGCAAAUUCACUGAAGGCUCCACCAAUGCUAACUUCCAAGGUGAUGAGAAAGAUAACUCAGAUGGAAAGGACGACAAGUCGCCACCAAGUAUUGAGUCUGAAAACGACAGCCCAGUUAUACAGAAGCAGUUAGGCGCUCCGUCUUCUUUGGGGAAGACAAAGGAAAGCAGCCAGGCAUCAACAGCUUCUGAAACUAUCAGGGAGGACGAAGAGGACAAUGAGGACACAGACAGUGAAAAGGAAGUAAGGUCCAUCCUCACUAAAGACAGGAAGGUGGCAGAUGAUGGCUACAAAGCUGUGUGGUUUAAAGAAGAUAUUGACCCAGAAGCUAAGGAUGAUGUUUUGGUGAUUGAAAAUGACAGUGAUGCAGAACGGAACAGAAAUGACAGUGACAGUGACAAUGCUGAUGAUGAGGCUGGUGACAAUGAGAAUGAUGGUGGUGGUAGUGGUGGUGACAAUGAUAGAGGCAGAGGUGGCAGUGCCCUAUCAUUCAUUUCAAGGACAGCAGCUCAUCUCCCAGAAACUGAUUCUACUGUUGGUGGAUCUCCUGAGGAUACAGAAGAAAAUGACGUUUUUUUGUAAAGUGAGCAAGGUAAUAUGUUAUUUCCAGGAUUCUGCAAUAGGGUUGAUUGGAUUUUCCGACCAGGUUUCUGCAGCUACUUCCUAAAUCUUAUACUCCUACUAAUUAAUGAGCAGCAUUCAUCAAGAAGGGUAAUGUGCCUCCUGGGAAAAUACUGCACCUUCCCCAAGUUGAGAGACAACAACAUCUUAAGCAAUUGUUAGGGUUAUUCAACUCAAGCACGAUAAUUAAUCUGCAGCACCCAGGGCUAACCCAAGCCAUUCUGGUACCUCAGGCAGUAAAUUCAAAUGGCGCCACCACCUUCCCACAGAAAACAGGAAGUGCCUAACAGAAGAUGUACCUGCUGUCACUGGCAUUGUGACCUCAGCUAUGCUUGCUACUGGUUUACUUUUAAGCAAUUGCUGCUGUUCCGCCUGUGCUGAUCCUGCUGGUAUGUUUGGACUAGCAGUGAUCAACACAGAUGCCUACCUUGCUGGAAUGUUUGGGGCUAGUCAUCAGCAUCUGAAAAAACUCCCUAACAGGAAGUCAGCACUGGGAUAAGCUCUUUAAUGAGCAAAGUUAGAAUAGUAUUUAUAAAAGUGUUAUUUUAAACCGGGAUAAACAUAGCACUAGUUGUUUAUGGGGUUUCCAUCUCUUUCACAAGUGUUUAAUAGCAUUCGAACAUUGCCAAUACGUUCCAACGGGGUGGACUUGAAUUCAUCCCACUUCUGCCAUGGAUUGUCUUGGAGAAGUCACUCACGUAACAUCUCACUAAGCUGCUAAAGAAUGCAAAGUUGGCAGCAAACUAAUAGUGUAAUCCUAUAUAUGCCUACUCAAAAAUAAGCCACACUGAGUUGAAUGGGAAUUACUCCCAGAUAAGUGAGUAUAGGAUUGCAACCUAAGGUUGUGAUCCUAACCACGUUAACUAGAAAAAGGGUUAGGCAACCUGUGAUCCUCCAGAUAUUGCUGGACUACAGGUCACAUCAUCCCUCACCAUUGGCUAUGCUGCUGGGGUUGGUGUGAUUGGAGGGCCACAGGUUCCCUACCCCUGCACUAGAAAAAAGAUGAUGAGGAAUGGGGCUUACUUGUGAGUAAGUAAGUAUAAAAUUGGGCUGCAGAACUUUUAUUUAAAUAAGUAGUAACAUUUUUCUUUUUGAGCACUCCCAUUAUUUUAUAUAUCUUUGCAUUAUUAUUUUCAAGAAAGUCUAUUCAAGAUAUUCCAGUUUUUAAUAUGAAAGGCAAAGUCAAACAUUCAGUU
Rhineura floridana is the source of this 4168-nucleotide messenger RNA. RefSeq names its product cadherin related family member 5 (gene CDHR5). Gene Ontology annotation, molecular function: calcium ion binding. Gene Ontology annotation, biological process: homophilic cell-cell adhesion. The transcript has 16 exons. The record is from RefSeq and is a predicted model, not a curated record. Gene Ontology annotation, cellular component: cell-cell junction; membrane. Lineage: Eukaryota; Metazoa; Chordata; Lepidosauria; Squamata; Rhineuridae. Bases 84 to 2933 code for a protein of 949 amino acids.